Molecule: messenger RNA, 2253 nt
Organism: Pomacea canaliculata
Lineage: Eukaryota; Metazoa; Mollusca; Gastropoda; Architaenioglossa; Ampullariidae
Product: leucine-rich repeat-containing protein 27-like
Exons: 10
Coding region: 139-1719 (526 amino acids)
Molecular function (GO): protein binding
Source: RefSeq, a predicted model, not a curated record
UGCCAUUUUUGUUUACAUGGAGAAAUCUUUGAAAUGAAAUGACUGUUCCGUCCUCGUCAUACUUUACAAUCCUCGCACGAUUCAACAAUGUUACAUUUGAGAAAGGAUAUUGCUUUAUAAUAAAGUCAUACGCGCAGAAUGUCAUCACAAAUCAUGGCGCUGUCCACAGAAAACGAACAGAAAUCUGAUCUGUUGAAGGGUGAGAGAACACCAUCUUCAGAUUAUGAUUCGAGUGAGCUUGAUGUUUGUGAUGAACAAGAAGAGUCAGCAGAUUCUCGGACAGAGACCCCAGCCGACACUGCAUUUGCUCGCACUAAGCGAGAAGAGGAAGCUGUGUUGACAUGCAUUCAGCAAGCAAGCGCACUAAACAGUCCUUCCGUAGAUCUCAGUGGUAAACGCCUGCUCGCUAUUCCGGACGAAUUGUUAAUAAUGGGUAAUCUGGAGUACCUUUACCUGGAAGGAAAUGAAAUUUCUUUUCUCCCAGACGACUUUUUCAAGCGAUUUCCUCAUCUCAAGUGGUUGGACCUACGAAACAAUUGUCUGACACGCCUCCCUUGUGUGUACCUUAGCAGCCAUACAUCACUACGUAACCUAUUAUUGCAAAAUAACCAGUUGAAAUGCCUUCCUCUUGAACUUGGGCUAGUAAAGACACUGCAUGGUCUAAAUAUCAUAAACAACCCGCUGGAAUUUCCUCCAGCAGAAAUCUUAAGUCAAGGCACAUACGAAAUCCAGAAAUUCCUGCGAGAAAUGCUUCAGGCAAAGUCCAAUGCAAAUAUGAAAGAAGAUCUAGCAUUAGACUGCAAAUUUGAAGAUUCUGGGGAUUCUAGCGGCUCAGAUGAUUGGAAUACCAGUGCCAGCAUGAUGGACCUGGCACGGCAACGUCAGAAGAUGGCCAAAACCAAGUCUGCCAACACUUCCUCUUUGAGCCCUACUUGCAAAAAUCUGCCAAAUGGUCUUGCACAACCUCAGCAUGGUCUUGCACAACCUCAGCAUGUGAGCUACAGCCAGAUCAAACACCUGCAGAUGGAGAAGCUGAAAAAAAGCAGUGCUACUACCACUCAUAGCAACACAGCUGACAGUAGGCAGAGAAAGCCAUCAAGUGUGCAAUCCUGGAAAGUUAACUCAUAUCCUGAGCCCCCAUCUCAUGAGUAUAUCUCAUUUAAGAUGGCUGAAGAGCGACAGGUGGCCAGAAUUCGGGAGAUGAAUGAUAAAGCAGAUGCCAUUCUGCAAAGGCGCAAAAAUGAGCAAUUGUUGAAGGACUGGCGAGAUAACGCAAAAAAAAUACAAUCCAAGAAAUCUAUGGAAACCAUUACUAAAGGAACCAAAGAAUAUCCAGAAACAGCUGCAGAAGCACCUUUUGGUGUGGACAAGGACUUUAUGAAAAUGAUGGAUAAUGAAGACAGGUUUAAGGAGCAGAAGGAGAAGCCUAAAAGAGCUCUUUCCCCUGCUUCCAGAAUGAGAAUUGAAGAACAAAAGGUAGCCCAAAUACAAGAGCUUGAGCAGCGAAUCAAGUCACACACAGCACAGAUGGCUGAAAGAAGACGGAAACCAAAAGGCACCCCACAAGAAGAGAUGGAAGCUGCCAGAAGAGAUCUUGAAAUUGCUGAAGAACUUCAUCGGCAGCUGAUGAACCAACACCUGAAUGUGGAUGUUCGCCUCAAGCAAUUUGAAGCAGAUGUGCUGAAAAAUCUGCCUCUAAGAGCCCAGCUGAAACAUUAGUCUCAUCAUAAGCAGAUAUGAGGCUAUACUUGUGUCCCAUUUGAGCUGAAGGAGACUUACUGUGCCUUUCUAUCAGCACAUCACUGGAUUAAUCAUUUUCUCAGCUCUACUUUCAUACUAUUUGGACAGCCACUGUUUGUAUUUUUUAAAGACAUGAUCUGUUUAAACAAGAUUAGUAAUCAAUUACACAAAAAUUGAUGUAAGGCUGUAUGUUAAGGAUUCAUACUUAAAAAGUCUUGCUGCUUUUUGUGUAUUUAUGUACUGUUCUUAGAUGAUGUAACAGGACCGAAAAGCUGAAUUGCAGCCAAGGAAAGUGAACAGGUAGAAUUCUGCCUUAAAAUAGGCACAUUACUUUGUUUUCCAUCCAAGAAGCUAAAAUAGCACAAAGAAGAGUACAUGACCAUUAGUCUUACAGGUUUAAAAAAAAAAAAGACAACCAAAAAAAAGAGACCAUUAUUUCCUGUCAAUCGUGCAGAAUUUUUUGUGUGAAAUUAAGAUUUUUAUGAGAAAUAUAAAAGUUGCAAAUUUUUAAAA